Molecule: messenger RNA, 4349 nt
Organism: Trichogramma pretiosum
Lineage: Eukaryota; Metazoa; Arthropoda; Insecta; Hymenoptera; Trichogrammatidae
Gene: stum
Product: protein stum
Exons: 9
Coding region: 1-3255 (1084 amino acids)
Biological process (GO): taxis; proprioception; sensory perception of mechanical stimulus
Cellular component (GO): sensory dendrite
Source: RefSeq, a predicted model, not a curated record
AUGAUGCGAGGAGGAGGAGGAGGAGGUGGUGGAGGGGCCGCGGCGGCCCCGUCGUUUCGGGUGCUGUCGCCGGCCGGUGCCCGGGUGCUGUACGAGCCGCAGGCGAUGCUGCGCUCGCCGCCACCGAGUCGAGCACCCGAGCCGUACAAGGUGGCGCCGGUGCAGCAGCACUCGCAGGGCGCCCGAUCGCAGCGCAAGUCCAGCUUCGCCAUCAUCGCCGAGGCCAGAGCACCCACGCCACGGGCCCUCAGUCCAAGUCCGGCCUCGAGGCCCACGUCGCCCGGAGGAGUCGCAUCCGGUCGACUGUCGCCGUUCAGGGGUCGAGGCUUUCGGGGACCGCUGCCCAGGUCCCGAUCCUCGGGCACGGUUCACCAGUCGCCCUCGGGGCGAGCUGCCUCUCGCUACAACAACAACAACAACAACAAUCAGUCGCAACACGGUAGUCCCAGGCACGGUAGCCAGAUUCCGAGGCCGGCGCGAAGUCGAUCGAUCUCGGCGAGUAAGGAGAACGAGCGACUCGACAGCAACAACAGAGCCUCGCCGAAAUUCGGUCGCAGGGCCGCUCGACGCUACAACUCGAGUAUGGUAUCUCAACAGCAGCAGCAUCAAAAACAGAACGGAGGUGGUAUCGGUGGUGGUGGUAGCGAGCAUUACGCGGCUGGACGUAGACAGCAGUAUCGGGGCCAACAAAUGCCAAAGUCACCGGGCGUGGCGGUUAUCAAGACUCCGAAACCAGCGCCGAGAUCGUCGAUGCUCGGCCGCGACGGAAGAACCGUCGCUCCGUCACCGGAAAGAGCCAAGAGGAAUCUACUCGCGGUGCCGCCAAAAAAUACCGGCCAGGGCAACAAACGAUUCGUCACUGCCAAGGCUGCUCCGAGUGACAACAAAAAUCAGUCGAAGGCCGCAGCCGUUCCCGCGACGCCGGACUCGCCCUCGAGAAUUCCACUGAGACAGCAGCAGCAGCAGCAGCAGCAGCAGCGUGGCAAUGGCACGGCUGUGGCCGUGUCCGACGCGCCCAAGGUCACUGCCACUGGAGGGACAGCGGACAAGCCGCCACCCGCGCCAACGAUAAACGGCGCCAAGGAUGGUCGUAACAACGUCAGCAGCAUUCCCGAGGAAGUCGUACCCGCCGAGCGCAACAAUUUGGCCGAGCUGCUGAAACAGUCUUCCGUAGCGGCGGGCGGCGCCUCGAGCGUCGUCAACACCACGACGGCGACGGCGGUGCAGCCGCUGCAGAUCGACGCCGCCGCCGUCCUGGCCGAGGCCGAGCUCGUGGCCAAAUUAUCGGCCCUGGAGCAGCAGCAAAAGAAGGAAAAGGACGAGAACAAACCGGCUGGCAGUCCACUGGUGACUAUUUCGAGGCCGAGUCCGACGCCCGACUCGUUGACCAAGGGGUCGACUAACGCUGCUGCGGCGGCUCAGAGUCCGGCCAGUCAAGAGACCAAGACGCAGACGAUGAUCAAGCACUUUGGAACCGGAGCGACUGGUGCUACCAAUGACACUGCAACCACGACGGAGAAGCAGAGUAAUCAAGGAGCAGCAGUCAAGGCAUCGACACCAACGACUACAGCGGAUGACCAAACGGACAAACAGAGUCAAUCUUCCAAAUCUCUCACGCGAAAAGUCGUUAAGGUCGCCAACGGUGCAGCAGCAGCAGCAACAGCAGCCGCAACGGCAACGGCUUCGGCAGCCGCCUCGAGCAACGGCGAUUCCAAACAAGCCUCACUAUCGUCCUCGGCGGCACCGAGUCCGAGUCCCGACGCCGACCCGGGCGCCGACGGUUCCGAGCGUCAGGUGCGCAUAAGCUCGGACUCGCCGGCGGCCGGCAGCUAUCGCUCGUCCGACACCGGGGUCAGCGUCGACACCGUGAAAGGCGGCGGCAAUAACGCGACCGGGCUAUCGUCGGCCAAGGAGCGCAGCGGCUUGCUGAUCAAGAGGCCCGAGGAGAUCGAGACGCUGAGCGGCAACGUCGUCAGGCGCAACGGCUCGGAACAUAAUACUGCUGUCACGAAGGCCAAGGGCGUUUACCUGAUCCUUACCCUCCUCCGAGGUAGCUCGUAUUUGGCAACAGUAACUGGCGUCGAUCAGCUCGAUCAAUCGGCGACUCAGGGUGGCGGCGACUCCAGCAGUCCCGGCGGCGGUGGCAACCGCUGGCAACGUAUACAGGCGUUCUGGCGUCGCAAGCUCGGCCGCAGCAAAAAGAAGAAGCCAAAAGUCAGGCCAGCGGCCGCUGGAGGAGGAACAGACGGCGAGGAGGGAGAGAGGCCCGCGCCACGAUCCAAGCUCGACCUGAAGAACUGCUGGUCCCAGAUGCGCUGUUUGGCCUGCAGGCGCGAUCCCAAAGCGGCGGUGCCGUGGCCGGGCAAGCGUCCGCGAGGCGCCUCGUCGACCCACCUGACCGAGCCGGCCGAGUCGGGAGGAGGAGGAGGAGGAGUCAAGGGCAUCACAAAGGAGAGCAGAUGGGCGAGGAUACGGCGAUCCUGCAGAUGCCGAGGGGUGAACAAGUGCUGGCCGAGCGGAGCCGCCGCAGCUGGAGCAGGGGCCGGUGGAGGACUGGCGGCCUGGAGGCGACGUCACAAGCCGAGUCAGAUCGCGCCGCAGCCCGCGGGAGCGAGUCGCGGCACCGGCUGCUGUCCGCCGGAGCGUCGACCUGCUGCAUUAUGCCGGAGCUUCUGGUCCAAGAUCUGCUGCAGCUGCAACUGCUGCAGUCGACCGUCCUGCCUGGGCAAGAAGGCCGCUGCCCAGCCGAGGCGCAGCAAGCACAGCAUCGCCAGUAUCGCGGCUGCUCCUCCGUCCGAGGAAAAUCGACCGAAACUUCCGGAUGUGCUGGUGGAGCACGGCUCGGUGAUGCGCGGCGCCAUACCCUGCCUGCCCGUGAUCCUCGCCUGGCUCUGCCUCAUCUGCAACGUGUGCAUUCCCGGCUCCGGUACUCUGCUCGCGGGUCUGUUCAAUCUGUGCUGCGGCCAGCCCCGAUUCUCGGCCACGGCCAGUCCCAAGGCCCGAGUCGGAGCUCUCGUUGUCGACGCCCUCGUCGGCGUCUCACAGCUCUUCACGGUGCUGUUCUGCCUCGUCGGCUGGGGCUGGAGCAUCUGGUGGGGCGUGACCAUGGUUCGCGUUGCGCGAAAGUGGAAGCGAUUCAAGACUUCCGAGGCGGCGGCGAACGAUCCCGAGGCCAGAAACGGCCCGGAACAGGCCACUCUACCGGCGCCGGGUGUGCAGGCUUUUCAGAGCGCGGAGCGCGCUGCUGCCCGAUAGAUCGGGAAGUCGAGAAAACGUUGAAUGCGAUUGCCGACGCGAUGAUCGGUAAGUUUUGUUGGAGCCUUGGGUGCGCAGCAAAUCCACGCCUUUGUCAAUUCGUCUUAUAUCGACGUGUAAUAUAUUAAAAAUUAAAAUAAUUAUAUGUAUUUUACCUGUAAAACCUUUUUUUUAUUCAGAGAUCCGAGCCGAGAUUACAAACAGAUAUUUUUUAAAAAUGACUCUUCUUUUAUCUAAAUAAUAUUAUUAAAAAAAAAUUCAAGCUUGACGUUUAUAUUAUAACAAUAUUGUUUCGAACGGUGAACGAUUUCCUAUGACAAAGUCUCGAAGUUAAACAAAAAAGAAAAGAAACAAGCGAUACGCGUGAAAUUUAUAUAUAUUUUCCAAUACCCUAUGUAAACAUAAUUUAUAAAAAUAAUAUAUCAAAAAUAUAUUACAUGUAUAUUUAACGCUAAUGUACAAUGCAAAAACCUAUGAAACAUAUACUUUUUACUAAUUAUACGUAAUUGUGUACGUAAACUCGCGGUGCGCGAGAGACAUAUCUCGAUUUUCGUUAAAUAUACGACUUUUUUAUACACGCGCGCGCGCGCGCAUAUUAUAAAUUAUGUCCCCUUUCUUUUUUGCUCCCGAAAGACGCGAUGCAUUAUUGUUCUACUUUUUUUUUUUAUUUUUUCUCUCCUAACAGCGACCACUAUUCCGAAAGCACGACGCAUAUAUAAUAAAUUACACUCGAGAUUUCCAAGCUACUAUAUACUAGCUCGCGCGACGCAUAGGAGAGAACGAGGAGGAGGUGCUAUAUAAUAGCCGACGGUCAUGCUUUCGGACGAUUCUUUUUCAUUAUAUACAUACAUUUUUUUUCGUAAUUAUUGCUAAAAGGCGAAAACGAAGAGGCGUUGUAAAACUAUAGCGCUAACUAACGUCCGAAGUUAUUAUGAUGUAUAGUGUAAUAUCGGCUUUCACUGGCGCGGUUAUACUGUAUUAAUUACCAUUAUUAACAUUAUUAUUAUUAUAUUGAUAAAUCGAAUACUAUUAUCAUGUUGUUAUAUAAAAAUUUUUCAUAAUUAAUAAAGUCUUGAUUAAAAAAAAAAGCAACG